Letharia lupina is the source of this 1248-nucleotide messenger RNA. RefSeq lists its product as uncharacterized. The record is from RefSeq and is a predicted model, not a curated record. Lineage: Eukaryota; Fungi; Ascomycota; Lecanoromycetes; Lecanorales; Parmeliaceae. The transcript has 10 exons. Bases 1 to 1248 code for a protein of 415 amino acids.
AUGUCGGGGCCACCCAGCAUGCCUGGCCCGCCGCCGGGACUCAAUCUGCAUGACGACCAAGGCGGCAAGGUAUUGGGUACCAUGAUCGCGCUCAUCGCUCUUGCCUCCACCUUCGUUAUCUUACGUCUGACCUCGAGGCAUCUGGCUCGUGCUGGCUUCUGGUGGGAUGAUGUGCUGAUAAUAGUAGCAUUGCUUCUUGCCAUCGCCCCGUGCAUCUGUAGUAUUGUCGCUGUCAAACACGUUGGUUUUGGCAAGCACAUCUACGUCUUUGGCAAAGCGGGUGCCAUGGAGGCUGCCACAGGCUAUUUUCACACUCUCUAUUUCUUCCAGCUCUUCUUUACCUUGGCCACCGGUGCAACCAAGCUUACCAUACUGGCAUUUUAUCGACGCAUAUUUCCAAUUGCAGAGCUGAGACUCAUCCUGAUCGUCAUGACCACCGUCGUUGUUAUGUAUACCACGGCGGUCUCCACACUCAUCAUCUUCCAAUGCCGUCCGAUUCGGAAAUUCUGGGAAUUUGAGUUACCUGGCUAUUGCAUAAACCCCAAGAACAACUUGGCCGUAUCAGGGUCCGUCAAUACCCUACUGGACUUCAUGAUCGUUUGCUUGCCCGUACCUCUGCUGUGGCGUCUGCGGACUUCAACACGGCAAAAAAGUAUCUUAACCGGUAUCUUCCUCACUGCAGGGUUUGUCUGCAUCGUCAGUAUUGUUCGAAUCAUCAGCUUCUCAAGAGCUGACCCAUCUGACGUCACAUGGAACUUUGUCUGGGUCUCAAUCUGGUCUGCUGUGGAGCCCAUAGCGGGGAUUCUCGGGGCCUGCCUCCCAUCGCUCCGCCCCCUACUCACCCUCCUCCUCGACAACAACGCCUACCGCUCCUUCGCCGCCACCGCCUCUCAAACCUUCCAAAGCACCACCACCACCACCUCCUCCUCCGUCCUCAAGAGCAACCAAUCCAGCCGCAAGAACCGCGACCCGACCACCUUCGCCCGACUCAAAGAAGAACACGACGGCAACGCCCCCAAGACGCAAAGGCUGCCGUGGCGGGACCCAAAGGGGCCCCGGGUAUACGACCACGGAAUGGACGGGCACAACGUCACCGUGUACGGGGGACGAGGACAACAGGCCGACGGCGACGGCGUUGAAAUGGAGCGGAUGAGCGACGUGGAACCGCCGCGGGGAGUCAUACGGGUCAAGACCGAGAUUUUCCUCUCGAGCAGUAAGAGGUUGGACUAUAAUGACCGGUUGUACUGA